AUGGAGCGCCAGGACGAGAAGGCGAUCGAUGCCAUCCAGCCCAGCACCGAGCCCAAGAAGACCAAUCAUGGCGCCACCAAGGAGCUUCCCGGCAGCGAGGGUUCCUCAUUGGACCUGGAGAAGCAGCUCGAGGCCCAGGAGAACCUAAAGAGGAACCUGAAGAGCCGUCACUUGCAGAUGAUUGCCAUUGGUGGCACCAUCGGCACCGGUCUUUUCAUUGGUAGCGGAGAGGCCAUCGCGAACGCCGGUCCGGCCGGAGCUCUCAUCGCGUAUGCAUUCGUCGGUUCUAUCGUCUAUUCCGUCAUGAUUUGUCUGGCCGAGAUGGCUACGUACAUCCCGGUUUCGGGUGCCUUCUGCCAGUAUGCCGCGCGGUUCGUGGAUCCCAGUCUUGGUUUUGCCAUGGGCUGGAUUUACUGGUUCUCGUGGGCCAUCACGUACGGUCUUGAACUUACCGCAGCUGGUCUCAUCAUCCAGUACUGGGAUGACAGCAUCUCCGUGGCCGUCUUCAUUGCCAUUUUCUGGGUCGUCAUCACUGCCAUCAACUUCCUGCCCGUCAAGUUCUACGGAGAACUUGAGUUCUGGUUUGCGGGAAUCAAGGUGCUAACCGUCAUUGGCUUCGUUAUUUUUGCCAUCUGUGUUGAUGCUGGCGUUGGCAAGAAUGGCUACAUGGGAUUCCACACCUGGAGCAGCCCCGGUGCGUUCGCUCCCUACCUGCUGGAGUCCAAGGGCGCAACGGCCAAGUUCGUCGGUUUCUGGGCCGUUCUUAUCCAGGCUGGCUUCACCUACCAGGGUACCGAGCUGGUGGGCAUCGGCGCCGGAGAGACGGCGAACCCGCGCAAGACCGUGCCCGAAGCCAUUCGCAACACCUUCUGGAUGAUCUUGCUGUUCUUCCUCGCCAUCAUCUUCUUCGUCGGUCUCCUCGUGCCCUACGACAACCAGCAGCUGGCGCUUGGGGGCGAUGAUGCUUCUUCUUCACCCCUGGUCAUUGCUGCCCAGCUUGCCGGCAUCCCCGUGAUUCCGGGCCUCAUCAACGGCGUCCUGCUUACCGUCGUCCUGUCAGCCGCCAACGCAAACGUGUACUCGGGUUCCCGCAUGAUCAUCGGUCUCGCGGACGCGGGCUGUGCGCCCAAGUUCUUCGCCAAGACGACCAAGCACGGUGUUCCGUACUGGAGCGUCGCCUUCACCGCAGCCUUUGGCCUCCUCGCCUUCAUGAACGUAUCCAGCAGCGGCGGCGAGGUGUUUGACUGGUUCAUGAACAUCUCGGGCGUGGCGGGUUUCAUCUCGUGGGGCUGCAUCAACGGCUGCCAGAUCGCCUUCAUGCGCAUCCUCCGGCUCCGCGGCAUCGGGCGCGAGUCGCUGCCGUACACGGGCUGGGCCCAGCCCUGGCUCGCGUACUACGGCCUCUUCUUCAACAUCCUCAUCAUCCUCACGCAGGGCUUCACGGCCUUCAUCCCGUGGGACGUCAGCAGCUUCUUCGUCGCGUACCUCAGCUUGAUCAUCUUCGCGGUGCUGUACUUCGGCCACAAGAUCGUGUUCAAGACCAAGUUCGUCAACCCGCUCGAGGCCGACAUCGACACGGGCCGGCUGCCGGCCGAGACGGAGGUGUGGGAGGAGAGCAACGACAACUUCUUCGCUAAGCUCAAGUGCAAGAUUAGGGGUUAG
Molecule: messenger RNA, 1662 nt
Organism: Diplodia corticola
Lineage: Eukaryota; Fungi; Ascomycota; Dothideomycetes; Botryosphaeriales; Botryosphaeriaceae
Product: arginine permease
Exons: 3
Coding region: 1-1662 (553 amino acids)
Biological process (GO): amino acid transmembrane transport
Cellular component (GO): membrane
Molecular function (GO): amino acid transmembrane transporter activity
Source: RefSeq, a predicted model, not a curated record